Messenger RNA from Plasmodium yoelii, 2649 nucleotides. Its product is annotated as high molecular weight rhoptry protein 3, putative. NCBI's taxonomy places the organism in Eukaryota, Apicomplexa, Aconoidasida, Haemosporida, Plasmodiidae. The coding region runs from base 1 to 2649 and encodes 882 amino acids. The transcript has 7 exons. The record is from RefSeq and is a predicted model, not a curated record.
AUGCCAAAGAAUUCUUUAAAAAAACUUUUUCUAGCUUCCCUUUCCACUUUUUCAAUUUCUCAAGUUUGGGGAAAGGACUAUUUCAACGGAGUUUUAAAUCAAAAACUAUCGGAUUUGUUACAAUGCAAUUUCAUAGCUUAUUAUAACGCCAAAGUGGGUGGGCCCAACCCCAAUGCAUUUUUAGAUUUCGUCGAAGAACCGGAGCAAUUCCAGUGGUUUGUCGAGAAUUAUUUAUCGGUUCCUUUUAAGGCCCCACAACAUUUGAGUUUUAAUGGCGAACAUGAUUUUAAGCCUUGUUCAAAAAAAAAAUGGAUGUCUGAAUUUUUAAAGGAAUAUGAAGAACCCGAUAUAAGCUAUUUAGCAAAAUCUCUUGAUAAUGAACAAAGACAUUACUAUAAAACAACAUUUGGAGAUAUAGAACCAGUUGGUAAAUAUGCAAUUUUUGAAGUAAAAGAAUUCGAUUCAUAUUGUAUUCUUCCUCCUUUAGUACAAACAACUAUAAAAGAUAAAAAUACUAAAGAAUAUUUAUCAUUCCAAAUGGACAGAACAGAUUAUCAAAUAUAUUUAGAAAUGAUGGGUGGUAAAUUAUCAGCUAUGAAACAUUUAUGUGCAAAUAUGGAUUAUAGUGAAAAAAAAGAAGUAGCAAAAGCUAUAGCAGAAGCAAAUAAUGAAAAUAGUUUUAAAUUAGUAUGUCCUUCAUAUUAUUUAAAACUUCAUUAUAAUGCUGAAUGUAAAACAAAAGAUAAUAUUUUAUCAUGUAUAGAUGAUCACAUUAAGAAUUCAUGUUUAAAUGCAACUAAAAAUGAGGAGAAUCCAAGUAUAUGUGACCAUUUAAUAAAUUUAUUCAAUUCUUUAAGAGAUUAUCAAAUUGAAAGUUUCCACAAAUUUUUAACUACAAACGAAUUAAGUUUUACUAAACCAAAAGAGCCUUGGGUAAAACCUUUAUUUUACGUUUAUAGUCGAAAAGAUUUGGUAAAUCCCAAUAAACAAAUAUUAUCGGAUGCAUUUAAAGAAUUGAAACCAAAAAAUAAAAUUUAUUUUUCUUUUUCUGCUGAAAUACCUUCGGGCUCCAAUUAUGUUGAUAACACUCAAUCAAAUUUUAAAUUGGGCAAAAAGUCAUCUAACAUUUUUGUUGACGCAUUCCAAAAGAUCUUUUCGAUUUUUAAAAGGAAAUCACCCUCUAUUCCCUACAUUUCAGUUAAAGAGUUAUCACAUAAAAUUGACGAUUUUGAUUUUAAAACCCCUAAAGCACCAAUUCAAUGUAUGAUGAUAAAAAAAACUCUCGACCUUAGUAUAGAAGUUGAUAUUUUUAAAGUAGCGGGUGCAGAAAAUAUUUGUAGUGUUAUUGAAAAGUAUGCUUUAUCUAAAGAUAGUGAUUUUAAGAAAACAUCUAAAGACAAAAAACUUCAAAAAUUAGAUAAAAUUCAAAAAGGAUUUCAUGUUGAGUGUAUAUUAAUAUCUACACAUAUAGAAGCAUAUAAUUUAAUUAGACAAUAUUUAAAUUUAGAAAAUGUUUUAUCUUUAGUAAGAUAUACAUCAUUAUAUUUACAUAAAUUUUUUAAGACCGUAACAUCAUUAAAGGACCACUUUUUAUAUAACAAUAUGAAUGCUAUCAAAUAUGCAAAAUCUUGUGGAACCGCAGUUUUACAUGUACCAUCCGUUUUAUAUAGAAGAAAUAUAUAUGUUCCAGAAACAUUUUUAUCAUUAUAUUUAGGGUUAUCAAAUUUAGUUUUAUCUAACCCUUCUAGUCCGUUUUUUGAAUAUUCUAUAAUGGAUUUUUUCACAUCUUAUUUCAAUAAAGGAACUAAAAAAUUUAUAUAUUAUUUUAUUUCAGUUAUUUCCAUACUUCAUAUUAACCGUUAUUAUUAUGAACAAAUUUAUUGCCAUCAUGAUAAAUACUUUGAAGCAUUAAAAUCGAAAAUGAUUCAUCCUGACAUUGUUAAUAAGAUUUUAGAAAAAAUUAAGUCCAUAUUAAAUACUCCAAGAUACUCGAAAAUGCUCGAGUUGUACAAUAAGCUUGAAGACGACAAGUUGUUCGACUAUGACGAGAUGGUCAAAAUAUUGAAAGGCUUCGACGAGUUCGCACAAAAUAAAGAUGUGCAAGAAAGAGCCCAACGACAAAUUGAUAAUGAGGAAAAACCUGAAAUACAAACCCUUGAAGAUAUGGCCAAAUAUAAUGAAGAAUGGCUUCCCAAAUUUAGUCCACCAACUGUUCCUUAUGAUGAUAAAGAUCACCCCAAACCAAAUCCAAAUAUUAAAUUUGAUGAGAAUAUAAGAAGUGAUGAUAAUUUGACUAUAGCAGAUAGAGAUAAAGAAUUAGAAUUAGAAUUAUUUAGAUAUAUUGGUACUUUGAAGGAAAGUAAAUCUACAUCUGACAUUGAAAGUCAAUCUGAAUCUGAUAAUGAAAGUCAAUCGGGAUCUAAUAAUAGAAGUAAAACUCCAUCUGAUAAUGGAAGUAACACCGAUCUUGCGUUUGAUGAACAAGUCAAACCUACUGAUGUUGAAGAAAUGAAAACAGCAUCUAAAGAAUAUUUAAAUAGAUUAAGUGGCGAAGAUAAUGAUGAUGAAACAAACGGUUCUAAUGUUAAUGAGGAAGAUAACACUCCUACAUCUGAACCUUAUACCGAUGAAGAUAAAAAUUUAUUAUAA